Messenger RNA from Eurypyga helias (sunbittern), 553 nucleotides. Its product is annotated as casein kinase I isoform alpha-like. The record is from RefSeq and is a predicted model, not a curated record. Gene Ontology annotation, biological process: negative regulation of canonical Wnt signaling pathway; peptidyl-serine phosphorylation; signal transduction. Lineage: Eukaryota; Metazoa; Chordata; Aves; Eurypygiformes; Eurypygidae. Gene Ontology annotation, molecular function: protein serine/threonine kinase activity; ATP binding. Gene Ontology annotation, cellular component: cytoplasm; nucleus. The transcript is spliced from 5 exons. The annotation marks the transcript as partial.
UUGCUGUAAAGUUGGAGUCUCAGAAGGCUCGACAUCCCCAGCUGCUGUAUGAAAGCAAACUGUACAAGAUCCUGCAGGGAGGAGUGGGCAUCCCGCAUAUACGGUGGUACGGUCAAGAAAAGGACUACAAUGUUCUAGUUAUGGAUCUUCUUGGCCCCAGCCUUGAAGACCUAUUCAACUUCUGUUCUCGCAGGUUUACGAUGAAAACAGUACUUAUGUUAGCAGACCAGAUGAUCAGUAGAAUUGAAUAUGUGCACACAAAGAAUUUUAUACACAGAGACAUUAAACCAGAUAACUUCCUAAUGGGUAUUGGGCGUCACUGUAAUAAGUGUUUAGAAUCUCCAGUGGGGAAGAGGAAAAGAAGCAUGACUGUUAGUACUUCUCAGGACCCAUCUUUCUCAGGAUUAAACCAGUUAUUCCUUAUUGACUUUGGUUUGGCCAAAAAGUACCGGGACAACAGGACACGGCAACACAUACCAUACAGAGAAGACAAAAAUCUCACUGGCACAGCUCGAUAUGCCAGUAUCAAUGCACAUCUUGGCAUUGAGCAGAG